AUGGCUACGCCAUUUUUUAUAGAAGUUGCUAGGAGGUAUCUUGCUAAUAUGAUAGUAAUUGAUGAAUUGCCCUUUAGAUUUGUGGAAGGGGUUGGUUUUAAGAGGUUUUGUAAUGCCGUGCAACCCAAGUUCAAGAUGCCAUCUCGAUAUACCAUUGCUAGGGACAUUGUAGACAUAUAUACUAAUGAAAAGAAGAGGCAAUUUUCAAGUAGUGGGAGUACGUCGGAAUUGGAUAAGUACUUGGGUGAUAUUGAGAAAGGUGGGAAGAAUGCUCAAUUUGACAUCUUGGAGUGGUGGAAGGUUAAUGCAACAAAGUAUAGAGUGUUAUCACUUAUAGCACAAGAUGUGUUAGCAAUGCCUGUUUCCACUAUUGCAUGUGAGUUUGCUUUUAGUACAGGAGGUCAUAUACUUGAUAGAUUUCGUAGUUCACUUACUCCCAAGAUGGUGGAAGUUCUUUAUCACUCCACUGCUGGGUUCAGUGACUGA
Molecule: messenger RNA, 486 nt
Organism: Camellia sinensis
Lineage: Eukaryota; Viridiplantae; Streptophyta; Magnoliopsida; Ericales; Theaceae
Source: RefSeq, a predicted model, not a curated record